This is a messenger RNA of Oncorhynchus kisutch (coho salmon), 2674 nucleotides long. Its product is annotated as heterogeneous nuclear ribonucleoprotein L-like. The transcript is spliced from 13 exons. Bases 178 to 1815 code for a protein of 545 amino acids. Lineage: Eukaryota; Metazoa; Chordata; Actinopteri; Salmoniformes; Salmonidae. Gene Ontology annotation, cellular component: nucleus. Gene Ontology annotation, biological process: mRNA processing. The record is from RefSeq and is a predicted model, not a curated record. Gene Ontology annotation, molecular function: RNA binding.
GGGCGUAUUGGGGGGUGACAUUGCCGUCAAUUGCGCACAGCUGUCAGAAUUCAGGUUCGCUUGGUCGACAUUUUAUCGUAGAGCCACAUGCAUGCAACUCUCUGGACUGCUUUUUUGUGAUUAAUUUCUCAGGUGGUGAAUACAUCUAAAACCAACAAAUAAUUAUAUUCAUCAACAAUGUCUCUCAUUGAGGAAUACGAGGAAGGGGAAUACGAGAGAGCACCUAAGCGUCUCAAGACGAUGGAUGUGGAGGAGGGGGAGGAUUCAGAUACAGCUUCCGCGGGGCUGCUAGGAGACGAAGAGGAUGCUACGGGGACCACCGGGGAAAACCGGGCCCGGUGGUCACAAACAAAAUAUGAGUCUGGAAGAAAGGACAAUGGGGAGGAUGCCCACAGGAUCGCCCCCUCUCCGGUGGUCCACGUGCGGGGGCUCUGUGAGUCAGUGGUGGAGGGGGACCUGGUGGAGGCCCUGGAGAAGUUUGGCAACAUCUGCUACGUCAUGAUGAUGCCGUUCAAGCGUCAGGCGCUGGUGGAGUUUGAAGCCAUGGAGAGUGCCGACCAGUGCGUGACAUGCGGGGUCAACGAAGCUGUCUACAUUGCCGGCCAGCAGGCCUUCUUCAACUACUCCACCAGUAAGAGAAUCACGCGGCCAACUAAUGCCGAUGACCCCAGUAGUGGCAACAAAGUCCUGCUCCUCUCCAUUCAGAACCCCCUCUAUCCCAUCACCACUGAUGUUCUGUACACAGUCUGCAAUCCCAUAGGCAACGUGCUGCGCAUUGUCAUCUUCAAACGCAAUGGAAUCCAGGCCAUGGUGGAGUUCGAAACUGUCAAAAACGCCCAGAAGGCGAAAUCGGCUCUCAACGGAGCAGACAUAUACGCCGGCUGCUGCACCCUGAAGAUCGAAUACGCUCGGCCCACGCGACUCAACGUCCUCCGCAACGACAAUGAUAGCUGGGACUACACCAAGCCCUUUCUCGUCAGGCGAGAGCGAGGGAAGGGGAGACAACGCCAGGCCAUUCUGGGAGAGCAUCCGUCCUCCUACAGCGACAACGGCUAUGGGUCACACUGCCCCCUGCUGCCCCUGCCCAGCAAUAACAGGUACAAGAGGAGCUCUCCCCAUGACGCCCAGGAGGUGGUUGCCUACCCCCUGCCCCAGACCUCCUCCUAUAUGGGCCACGCCUCCAGCUCGUCGGUCGCCAUGGUGAGCGGCCUGCACCCAGCCAAGAUGAACUGCACCCGCAUCUUCAACCUCUUCUGCCUGUAUGGGAAUAUUGAGAAGGUGAAGUUUAUGAAGAGUGUCCCGGGCACCGCACUGGUAGAGAUGGGAGAUGAGUAUGCUGUGGACCGAGCCAUCACACACCUCAACAGCAUCAAGGUGUUCAGCAAGAGGCUCAACGUCUGUGUGUCCAAGCAGCACGCGGUCAUCCCCAGUCAAGUGUUUGAGCUGGAGGACGGCAGCAGCAGCUACAAGGACUUUGCCAUGACCCGGAACAACCGCUUCAGCAGCGUGGGCCAGGCGUCCAAGAACAUCAUCCAGCCGCCCGCCGCUGUGCUGCACUUCUACAAUGUCCCGCCCUGCAUCACUGAGGACGAGCUGCAGAGGUUAUGUACAGAGCAUGAUGUUCCCGGUUUCAUCAAGUUCAAAGUCUUUGAUGCAAAACCCAGCUCCAAAACUAUCUCAGGCUUAUUCGAAUUUGACAACAAGACACAUGCUGUGGAGGUUCUAACAGUCCUCAACCACCACCAGAUCAGAAUUCCAAAUGGUUCCAACCCUUACACCCUCAAGCUUUGCUUCUCCACUUCCUCACACCUCUGAGACCUGGAAAACCAAGAUGGCCGCCGCAAUAGUUUGCCAUCAACAAGGGGAGAAGCGGAUAGGGGAGAAAGGAAGAGCACCCAACAAAGGAGAACAAAAGAAACAAUGCAAGGGUGGUUAGUCAACACACUUUUUCGGACCUGAGAAUGGAAAGGCGGGGUGUUAAAAACACUCAAGAUCAUUUCUCCCCCUCAUAUGAACUAUUUUAAUGGAUUAUUUUUUAUGUCUUUUUUCCUUUAUUUACAAAAACUAUUUGAAGGAGCUGCAAGUGGUUGGGCUGACAGUUGUAACUGACAGAGGGAGAGGAAAGCCCAACUAUGCAUCCUGGCAGGGCUGCUUACUCUGCACUACAAUUGAUUUGACAUUUCCUGUGCUGACUUGACGAGGGACAAAUUUGACUUCUGUCUUUUUAUUGUGUGACCUAUUUUAGUGGUCAAAAGACAGUGACCUACGUUACGUUUUAAUUCCUAAGCUGAUGUCGAUGGCCAGUGGCCAGUUUUACAACUUUCAGACGAUUCCCAAAGUUGGACCAUGAGAACUGUAUACCCAGUUUUUCCCCUAUAUUAGUUUCUUCCUUAGGCGGGAUGCAAAAGCCCUCGAAGCAACAUCUAGGGCAGCUGGGAUAAAAAUUACAAAUUGAAGCCAAUGGAGGGCAAAUCAUUUUAGGUGGUGGAGGGCUGCUCUAGCUAGGGGAAACUGUGUUUCAAGAAUUCCAAACACUGAAGGUCCAUGCGGGUUGUAUGUAUUUAGUGUUCCCAGUUAUACUGUGUCUCCAUGUUUGUACUUGGCACACCACUAACACGUCUGAAGAAUUCACUGUGAGCAUGUGCAGAAAUUAAAACAUUUGCCAGUCGAUACA